This is a messenger RNA of Humulus lupulus (European hop), 582 nucleotides long. Its product is annotated as serine/threonine-protein kinase BSK5-like. The record is from RefSeq and is a predicted model, not a curated record. The coding region runs from base 1 to 369 and encodes 122 amino acids. Gene Ontology annotation, biological process: brassinosteroid mediated signaling pathway. Lineage: Eukaryota; Viridiplantae; Streptophyta; Magnoliopsida; Rosales; Cannabaceae. Gene Ontology annotation, molecular function: protein kinase activity. The transcript has 4 exons.
AUGACUUUAAGUGACACCAGAAAGUGUGGUUUACAGCUUUGGAAUGUUGUUGCUGGAUCUUCUGAGUGGAAAACAUAUACCCCUAGUCAUGCACUUGAUCUAAUCCGUGGCAAGAAUUUUCUGAUGCUUAUGGAUUCUGCUCUAGAGGGUAAUUUUUCAAAUGAUGAUGGAACUGAACUUGUGCGUUUAGCUUCCCGCUGUUUGCAGUAUGAAGCACGUGAGAGACCAAAUGCAAAGUCUCUUGUCACUUCUUUCAUGUCUCUUCAGAAAGAAACAGAGAAUACAUCUGCUAAGAGUGAGGAGCAAUCAAACAAUGUUCAAGCAAAUCAACCCACAACAAAGACAAGUGCACAAUGGAUGGCGAAUUGAAGGAUGGAGCAAAUUUCAUGGUUUAUUUUUUGUGUAUCUUGCUAUGUUUUUGUUUUUCAUUUUUGAAGUAAAAGAUGUUUAAGAUUAUAGAACUUUAUUAUGUAUGUUUUCAAACUUAAUUUAGAACUAAGAUCUCAUGAAGUAGCCACAAUCAUGGUUUGAAUUUUAAUGUAAUACGUAUAGUUUAUCAAUCUAUUUAAUAUUACAUUUUGC